This is a messenger RNA of Lindgomyces ingoldianus, 1218 nucleotides long. RefSeq lists its product as uncharacterized. The transcript is spliced from 3 exons. Lineage: Eukaryota; Fungi; Ascomycota; Dothideomycetes; Pleosporales; Lindgomycetaceae. The coding region runs from base 55 to 1218 and encodes 387 amino acids. The record is from RefSeq and is a predicted model, not a curated record.
GUUGUCGUGUACCUACACUCUUUUGACUCGAGUAAAUGCAGACAAUUUGAAAACAUGAUUCAAUUAGAUGUUCGGGUGUCUCACUCAUGGGUUGUUCUCGUUCUCGGAUUGGUGUGGUAUGCAUACAGGAAGAUAAGACAGAAGGAUCGUUUCCAGACAACACUACCCACUGCACCUCCAAACAAGAACGCAACCUUAUCGGAAGAUGUAUACACCCAAAUCGAGCCUCUACCCAACUUCAAUCCCGAAACAACAGAACCUAUCAAAAUUCGACCAUUUAAGCCCAAAUAUCACCUGACGAUGGCCCUCGAAAACACCACGCUCUCAGACCUCGUCGUAAUAGACAGCACCUAUCACUCCCGCAUCUCUCUCCGCCGCCAACUCAUCCGCGACCGACCUUCCGACGUACUGGCCGCAAAUCCUAUCAUCACGCCAGCGGUCACCGAGUUUUACGAAUGGAUCAUGGGCACGUACCUCCCUCGGCGAUUCCCCACGAUGUUCAAGCUCACUCUCUCGCCGGAAUCAAUCAAACCAUCCGGGCUACAGAACCUUGCGACUGAUGAAAUCAUACCCUUGACCCAGUCUUCAGCCGAGCAGGCUCUCAAACUCAUCGGCUCCCACAUUGAUGACGACUUCCUGUUCCUCCUCCCCACGGCGACCGGUGCCGACUCCGGGAAAUAUAAACUCGAAGGCUUCAUAACCUGUUUCCCAUCUGGAUUCAACACAGCCAAAAAACUCAACAUGAAACUCGCAGACAUCCACAGUCCCGUCCCGGGCUACGGCGACAAGUUAGAGAAAAGCAUGGAUCGUUUUUUUGCGGGUUUACCAAUUGGAAAGAUUGUGAAGAGGGUAAAUUGGAGUAUUACGACGACAAGGGAGUUGCAUGUUCUGGAGGGUACGCAUCUGACGCAGGAGCAGUUGGCUGAACGCCAACGCCAACGUGAGAAUGAGGAAGCUGGCGAGGGGGACGAAGUCAAUAUCGCAAACACGGUGCUGCGAUGCGAGCGCCAAACGCUGCAUCGUUUGCCGCGGACUAAGGCGUUGGUAUUUGCGUUCAAGACGUAUCAGUAUGGGAUGCAGGAGUUGAAAGAUGAAGGGUGUGGGGAGGAGUUGGCAAGCGCUAUUGAUGGUUUGGGUCUGGGGAGUGUGCCGGGUAUGACGGUUUAUAAGAGGCAGGUUGUUUGGGGGGAGAAGGUUAAGGCGUUUUUAAGAGCGUGA